Molecule: messenger RNA, 2184 nt
Organism: Daphnia pulicaria
Lineage: Eukaryota; Metazoa; Arthropoda; Branchiopoda; Diplostraca; Daphniidae
Exons: 4
Coding region: 651-1361 (236 amino acids)
Source: RefSeq, a predicted model, not a curated record
UUUUGUGGGUCUGAGUUAGCAAACAGCGUAAAUUUUUUUGCCAUAUUUUCUUGCAUUAUGAGAGUCAUCACAGUCAUUGCACCAGCAUUGUUACUAAUACGUUCCCCCGGUACAAAUUAGCACUGCUAAUCAUGUUUGCGCGUCCCAGCAGUGUUUGCAUUAGAAUUAUACUCAACUCACAAGUUUUACAAAUACUGUGCACGGAAAAAUGUUUCCACACACUAUUACAUACCUGAGAGAUCGUCAUUUGCUGGACAAUUAUUUUCGAGCUUUGUCAAUAAUUCUUGAAUAUUGUAGGUUUCCGAUCGCUAAAUUUGUGUAGAGAAGGUUCAACGAACUCUUUGCGAGCGUAUUACAAACACGCGAGUACUGAAAUUCGCCCAGCACCGUUACAUGUUGGCACUUGGCAGUAGGGAUAUGUCUACCACACUUAUUUGUGCGUUUUCAUCUUGCAUUGCGUAAAUCGUUUGCUAAGGAUUUGGCUGAUGAGAGAAAUGGGCGAAAGGAGACGAUAUAAGAAGCGACACUCCAGUGACAACAUUCUGAAUCGAUCGAAGGGUCGCACCCAUCGUCAACUAGCCAGUAGUAACUUACAUUUUAUCUUAGUGAAUCUAUUGUAAAAAUUACUGUGACGAUAGGUCCUCACCGUGAUGAAGAAUUUAGCGCUUUUCAGAUUAUCUCUAUUCUUUUUAAUAGCGAUAUCUUUAGUAAUUGUUGAUGCCCAAAGGACAGUCACAAGAACAGAAAUUAGUACGAGAAUUACGACCGUAACCGUCACCAAAAACUUUGUCUGUGCCAAAUUGGUCAACGUGACAGGAACUUGUCGUCGCGGUCGAAGCUUCUUAAUCGACGAGCCCGUCAUUCUUACAUUCGAUGACGAACUCGACGAAACAAUCGAAAAUGAAUUGCACCACAUGCUCAAUCCUCAAUUCAUACCUUCUAGGACACUCGGAGUGGAGGUGACACCGUUGGUCAUGUUACCUGCCAUGCAGUUGCCGAAUAACGACGUUCAACAUUCGUCCAAUUAUUACCAUCAUCCUCGUUUACCGCCCUUACCGAGAAUUCACGUUAUCCAACCGUCGGUGCAGUUCGACACGAGAUACGCGGGACGGAACAAAAUAGGCUUGGGAACGGGCGACCCGGAGCCGAGAAUUUAUUUCUCUCAGAUCAACGCAUUAUUUAAUAGGCUUGUUAAUAAUCUCCGACCGAGGCAGUCCGUUACAGUCACCAUCACCAAUUUUAUCUCGCAGACUAGAAGUGUUACGGUGGGUGGCACCACAUCCACUUUCUUCAUCAUGAGCUGCACACCAAAUCCUUUCACGUUUUCAACUUGCCCGGCCCGCCGUUCCAGCCCCAAUUGAAAUAUGUUUUGAUAGACGUCGGCGCUCUGUUAUUUAUUAGCUUAUAGGCUAUAAUUAUUUAUUGUUUUAAAAUAAUUUCUUGUCUUAUGAAAUAACAUAUUUCUGAUAGAUGCAUUUACAGUGUAGUCAUUUAACCGGACUCAAAGUAGAUGGCGGUGUCCAUACGAACUAAAAAUUUAUUUUAUAGUAAUUUCCGUAAAAAACAGCCGGAUAGCGCCACUUAUUUGGAUGAAGGAAAUGCGUGACUGUCAAGCGAACAUCGGAAGACAUCAGCAUUCUAUUGUAGACAUCCGCCAAGCCACGCUGGGCACAUAAAAGCCCCGCAAUCUAAGCCUCGAUGAGUGUUGCCUCCGGUUGCUUCUCCUCUAAGUUUUCUUUAUUGAAAUGCCGAAAUGGCCUAUAUUACAAAUUUUCAGUCCUUAAACACCCAAAUGACAGCCCUUGCAAGAAACAAUUUUUUCCAAGAUCGGAGUUUUAUUGUUUCAGUUGCAGUUCACCUGCAUUUAACUUUUCAUUUAAUGGAAGUAGAACUGGACAGGUUCGUUGGGGUCGAUUGUGCUGUUCAUUCCCUUUGAAUCUUUUACAAUGCACCGGGUUCUAUUGUGAUAAAAGUCGUCUGUGGCGACGUGAGAGUUAUUGAGAUGAUUGCCGGAAACGGUCAGCCACGCAAUAAAAUGUCGCAAAUCGCAUGCCAUGGGAAUCUUAGGUAGACCCAAUGCCAAGACCCUAUUGGAAAGUGUAUAGUUGUAAUAAUUUAAAUUUUUAAAAAGUACCUAAUCGUCCAAAUAAUACUUGAAUGGGCUGGUAGGAUAGCGAAUUUCAA